This is a messenger RNA of Halteromyces radiatus, 463 nucleotides long. Its product is annotated as potentiating neddylation domain-containing protein. Gene Ontology annotation, cellular component: ubiquitin ligase complex. Gene Ontology annotation, biological process: protein neddylation; positive regulation of ubiquitin-protein transferase activity. Gene Ontology annotation, molecular function: ubiquitin-like protein binding; ubiquitin conjugating enzyme binding; cullin family protein binding. NCBI's taxonomy places the organism in Eukaryota, Fungi, Mucoromycota, Mucoromycetes, Mucorales, Cunninghamellaceae. The record is from RefSeq and is a predicted model, not a curated record. The coding region runs from base 1 to 249 and encodes 82 amino acids. The transcript is spliced from 4 exons.
AUGGAUGUCGAUAUUGCAUUGGCACUAUGGACAUUGCUAUUAGGUGACAAAUACAAGCAUAUUCCAACCUUUAUAGAAUUCAUGAACAUUUCCAAGCCUGUUAAAGUCAUUAAUAAAGAUCAAUGGUCUAGUUUACUGGAUUUUAUCCGUACAGUACCAUAUGAUCUUCAAGAUUAUGAUAGUACUUCUUCAUGGCCUGUGUUAUUCGAUGAUUAUGCAAAUUGGCGCGUACAAAAUAUGAAACAAUAGAUAUUCCCUUACCUCUUUCUCCCUCUCUUUCUUUCCCUUAAGUACACAUUCUUAUUUAGCUUUCAUUAUAUAUAUAUAUUGUAAAUUCAUUUCUUCUUGUACAUUUUUACCCUUUUUCCCUUUUACGUCUGCUAUUGUAACUCCGUCAUUGAUUUUUUUUAUGUCUUAAAAAGAAAAAAAAAGCAAUAAAAAUGGAUCUUUCUUCUUCCUUGAA